This is a messenger RNA of Trichomonas vaginalis G3, 2931 nucleotides long. Its product is annotated as heterochromatin maintenance. Gene Ontology annotation, molecular function: protein binding; chromatin binding. Gene Ontology annotation, cellular component: nuclear replication fork. The transcript has a single exon. Gene Ontology annotation, biological process: DNA-templated DNA replication; mitotic cell cycle; DNA repair. Bases 1 to 2931 code for a protein of 976 amino acids. Lineage: Eukaryota; Parabasalia; Trichomonadida; Trichomonadidae. The record is from RefSeq and is a predicted model, not a curated record.
AUGAGUUCCGAGCCUCAAAAACAGGUUCGAGACGUCCACUUUGGUAGUCCUAAGCAAAUAGUAUUUGAUAAUGAUGGAAUGAAUAUAUAUUCGCUUGGAUCUAGCGAUGGCUCGAUUUUUAAGAUGAUUAAAGACGAGUUUUCAUCAGAUCCAAUGCAAAUACUCGAGUCACAAGUUAAAGAUCAAAUAACAGCAAUGCUUUUUAUGACAGAUGAAAACAAUUUAUUAAUCGCAGUGAAAAAUAAAUUAAAAUUAGCGAAAAACUUACCAACAAUAAGUGGUGUUUCCGAUAUUUAUACAGAAGAUGAUGCGGAUAUUAUAGGUAUUGUUCAAGAUCCACAAACAGGACACAUAUUCGUUAAUACUGAGACAAGAAUUACAGUCUUACAAAAGAGUGGCAAGAAGAUUCUUACACUAUGUGAUGGCCUCGAUCCUAUUUCAUGGGUAGGAAUAGGCCCUGUCUGUCAUUCUAUUGCUGUAGCAACAUCAUCAGGUUUAUUUGUAUAUUCUGGUGAAAAUUCAACAGAACCACAGAUCAAAAGAUUAGAAAAAGAUACUCCUCAACCUGUUUUUUCGCCGUCAUCCGAAUUAUUAAUCGCAAAUCCACUUCGCAGCGGUGUUGUCAAUAUCUACAACCUUACGGAACAAACAGAAUCUGCAGUUAUUAUUACAAAACACUCUACACCAAUAUCUCAUAUCACAAUUUCUAAAUCUUCUUCAAUAAUUUCUGCAGAUCGCGAAGGAAACAUUUACAUAUCAAAAUACGAUAAAAAAGUACUUAAAUUCGGAGCAAUAUCUCCUCCUCCGCAGCCAAUUGCUGUUGAUGUCGUUUUGAAUUACGGAUCAUUUGCAAUUACAUGUUUAUCUGCCAGUGGCGGCUCAGUUAUAUGUGGCGAAGAAGAUGGAAAAGAGAUAUUAUGGCAUAAUGUCAUUCCCGGUGAAUUUUCCAAGCCAAAACAAAUUAUAUCAGAAUCUUCCAAGAAAUCUGCACCGAAACAGAAGAAUACUGUUCAAAAGAAGGUCGAUAUCAUGGAAGCCCUCAAGAAACCAAUUGAUCCCUCCAAAUUGGCCAAGAAACAAAAAGAAGAUUUCUCAUUAUCCGAAAGUGAUGACGAAGAAAGGCCAAAAAAGGCACGUCCUCCUCCUCCCAAGCCCAAACCAAAGCCCAAGAAGCAAUCGAAACCAAAGAAAAAGAAUGAUGACGAAUACAGCGAAGAUUUCGAAGAAGAAGAAGGUUUGGAACCAUUAAUUAACGAUAAAAGUGAUAAUUUAGAAGAAGAAGAGAAAAACGAAGAUGUUCCAAAUGUAGAAGAUAACGGACCAGUUAUUACAGCUGCUGAUUUCCUUGAAGAAGAGAGCGAAACGUCAAGUGGUCACGAACUAGAUGAAGUUGAUGAAAACGGAAACAUCAUUGAAAAGCCUGACAAAAUUGAAGAAGAAUUAGAUGAUUUCGAAGACAACAAAAACGAGGACGAAGUCAGUGAUUCAACAGACACAUCAUCAGGUGAUGAACUCGAGAACAUUUUUGGUAAAACAACAUUACAAUUUAUGCCAAAUAAUUGUUCUCAUUUCAGUGCAAACAGAAGAUAUAUGUCAUGGAAUCUUUCAUCAGCUGUUUAUUUGCGUGUUCAAUCAGACAGCGCUGAAGAAUUCAUUGAUGUACAUCCAAUAGGUGAUUCCCAAUUCCAAGAGAUGCACAUGACAAAUAUCCAUAAAUUCACAAUGGCUACAUGUGAUAAAUAUGGUUUCAUGGGUGCUUCUCUUCAUACUUUGGAAUACAGACCACAUAAUCCAUGGUCACAAGAUGCGAUCACUUCACUUGAUGUUAAUAGAGAAGAAAUCAGGUUGAUAGCUAUUGGAAAAGAAUGGUUUAGUAUCGGUACUGAUUCUAAUUCUGUUACUAUCUUUAAGUCUUCCGGCUUGGAGAUGGGAACAUUCUCUUAUCCACAUCAAAUCAUUACAAUGGUCGGCCAUGAAAAUUUACUUUUAAUUGUUCAUGGAUCAGAUUUAUUGUAUGAAUUCAUCGAUGUUGAUGAGAGAAAGACAAUAGCAAGUGGUGAAAUACCUGGUGAUCAACCACUUAAAUGGAUUGGCUUCUCUGAAGAAGGUUCUCCAAUGAUUUUAGAUGGAAGUUUCGUUGUUCAUCUUAUGACAUCUGAUUUCAGUAAUUCUUGGGUUCCGAUUUCGAAUUUGUCAAAAUUGUUUGAUGACAAUAUUGGUUCAUUUUGGGUUGUAGGAGCUUCUGAAAAGAAAAUCCUUGUUUGUCCACUGAGACAUUCAAAGACUCCUCCAACAUCACGUGUUCCUCACUUGAGAGAAAUCGAUUUCACUCCUUUGACAAUCGGAAAUCAAUCAUCAAUGGCUUAUCUCCUCGCGAAGAUUGAUUCUCACACUCCCCAAGUUGACAGAGAAAUGAAUGCUGACAAGGAAUUGAUGAAAAUGCUGGCGGAAUCAUUGAAAGAAGGAAAAGAAGAAAUGGCUUAUGAUUUAAUCAACGGAAUGGUAACAACGAAAGCAAGGAAUAUCGCUAUAGCAUAUGCAGAUCAACUUGGAAAAACAGAAUUAGUUGAUAGAUUAACAGGAGAAUCAUCAAUUAAAGUUCCUAAGAAGAAAUCAAAGAAACAAAGAGAGGAAGAUAAAGAAACGAAAGAACAUAUGAGAAAAUUCAUCGAAGCAUCAUUGGAUAAAGAAAAGGUUUAUGUUAGAAAAGAUUCUAGGAUUGUUAAAAACUCUGUUGAAGUACAACAACCUUCUUCUUUCACUCAACAAUUGGCAUCAAUCAAAUCAACAACAUCCUCAAGGAAAUCAUUAAAGAAUUUCUUGAAUCCUCCACCAGCUAAAGGUCCUGUGAAGAAGAAAACAAACACAGCCCCUAGAAAGAAAAAAGAUACAAAAGUGGAAGAUGUCAAAAAAUUGGUUGAAGAAAACUAA